Molecule: messenger RNA, 1474 nt
Organism: Esox lucius (northern pike)
Lineage: Eukaryota; Metazoa; Chordata; Actinopteri; Esociformes; Esocidae
Gene: emp3a
Product: epithelial membrane protein 3
Exons: 6
Coding region: 427-927 (166 amino acids)
Cellular component (GO): plasma membrane
Source: RefSeq, a predicted model, not a curated record
CUGAGAGAGCCAUGUGUCAUUAGCCCACCCAAACAGACACAACAUGGUGAACACAGCUGAAGAUAGAGAUUGUGGGAGAAGAGCAACACCAGAGGGGGUGGAUAUCUGGCAUCUGUGAAAAAAACCCAUGGGAGUAGCAAGAGAGGGGUAGGUACUGAGGGUUACAGAACCAGCCACUUGGCCCCAGGAACUGACAUUUGCAGUCUAAGAACCGCUGGCUGUCCUCAGAGGAAGACUGUCUGUGUCCAGAACCACGGGCUGUCCCCAGUUGAAGACUGUCUCUGUAUCCACUACCACAGGCUGUCCCCAGUGGAAGUCUGUCUCUGUGUCCAGAACCACAGUCUGUCCCCAGUGGAAGACCGUCUCUGUCCAGAUCCACAGGCUAUCUCCAGUGGAAACCUGUCAUUGCUCCCAGCACCAGCAAUUAUGGUUGUCCUGCUGAUAUCCGUGACUGUGCUGCAUCUGGUCACUCUAGCCAUGCUUUUGAUUGCCAUAAUGGAAAAGUCCUGGUGGGUCUGGGACGACACUGAGAUCAGAAACCUCUGGUAUAACUGCAUUCAUGACAACAGGACAGGGAAUUGGCUGUGUGCUGCCUCUGAUGAAAAUGACUGGUUGCAGGCUGUCCAGGCGCUGAUGGUCCUUUCAGUGGUGUUCUCAUCUGUCUCCUUCAUGGCCUUUCUGGGGCACCUCUUCACCAUGUCUAAAGGAGGGGUCUUCUAUUUCUCAGGCCUCUGUCAGGCUGUCACAGGUUUUACAUCAUUUGCUGCUUGUCUCAUCUUCACAUUCCACUGUAAAGAGAUCCUGGGUGACACCAGAGACCUGAGAAUCGGUCACUUUGGCUACUGCUUCAUCUUAGCCUGGUCCAGUGUGCCCCUUCUGCUCUUUAGUGGAGUCGUGUAUGUACACUUGCGCAAGAGCCCGAAAUAAGGGCUGUUUGCAAUAUCACUUGACUAGUAAACAAUAAUAGAGACACAAUUCAUAGGUAUUUUUUUCAUGUUUCACAAUUCAUAGGUAUUCAAAUUCAUGUUUGUUUCCGAAUUUUCUUGGAAACACAAAGAUGGGGAUUGUAUUUGAUUUCUUAUCUGAUUUACAUAUACUGUAUUCUGUUUAUGUACUAUUAAUACAUAUGUUAAUUACAACUUUGAAGAACUGAGUCUUCAUUUUAUGGAACAUUUUAGGGGACUGCUGAUUAUACUGCUAGAGUGUUCAUUCUGUCAUUCCGGUAAUUAACUAUUGAUUUUCACACAAUCUUUCUCAUGAAAAGCAAGACAUUUCUGAAUAAGGGAUCUCAAGCAUUUCAUUUGUUUUUAAAUUGAGGUGUAAUAUUCAUUUGCACCACAUGCCCACAGUGGGGCGCUCCAGAAUGAUACACAACAAUGUGCCACUAUGUUUUUUGUUUGAGAGACUCCUUCUGUGAAGUGUCAGUCCUGGUUACCUACCGCAGUGUACACCAAAACCGUCUUACAGUGUUCUA